Melampsora larici-populina 98AG31 is the source of this 696-nucleotide messenger RNA. RefSeq lists its product as uncharacterized. The record is from RefSeq and is a predicted model, not a curated record. Bases 1 to 696 code for a protein of 231 amino acids. The transcript has a single exon. Lineage: Eukaryota; Fungi; Basidiomycota; Pucciniomycetes; Pucciniales; Melampsoraceae.
AUGGAGAAGGAAAGACGUGAUUAUGGUGGAGGUCCAGGAAUUGCAACUGGUUUUGUACAUCAAAAUCAGAAUCAAAAUCAGAAUUCAUAUCAUUAUAAUGCUAGUGGUCAAAACCCUCAAUACAGUUAUCAUCGAAACCCUCAAGGACAAUCUAGUGGUCCGCAUCGUGGGAAUUAUUCGUCACGUGGUGCUCCUCAUACUUAUCCAUCUGCUCCUGUACAUCAAGGUCAAUAUGAUUAUGGAGGUUAUGGAGGAGGAGGAGGAGGGAAUGGACAAAUGAACUCAAAUAGAGGGAAUGGACAUAUGAAUACCAACAGAGGAAAUUCACAUAUGAACUCGAAUAGAGGAAAUGGACAUAUGAAUCCAAAUCGAGGGAAUCAUCACCAACAACCAACUGGACCAUAUAUAAGCCAACCACCAAGAUUAUACUCUGCACCUACUUUUGCCGGUACUACACCUACCUCUUAUGGUGGAUCAGGUUAUGGUGGUACAGGUGUUGGAUUACCCAAUCGACCCAAUCCACCUCCUUCUCUUCCUGGACGAGGUGGAAUGGGAAUGACAAAUGGGUAUAGAACUCAACCUAUCAUUCCAGCUGUGGUUAGAUCUAAUAAUCAUCAGUAUUCUUCUUUACCUCCUUCUUAUGGUGGUGGUGGUGCUGGUGGUGGUGCUGGGAAUAAACCUAAUAGAGGUCGUUAA